UAUACAAGGGUGUUCCUAAAGAGCAUAAACAUACAAAAAAAUCUUCAAAAAACAUCUUCUUUUCUUAUGAUUUUCUCUGAGAAAUAUGAAUCUUCUUAUACUUCUUGAAGUGGAUAAUUACUCUAACUCUAGCUCCUACUGUUCCAUACAGGUCAGACGAGCCUGAUGAGUCCACUGAGGUCUGGAAUUUUCCGAGCACGACACUGGUGCCAGCACCAAAAAGAUCGUUCAAAAGAACGCCAUCUAGGAAAGAAAAACAGAAGGUGGCGAAACAGGUUGAGAAGAAGUCUUGGCAGAAGAUACUGGGCCCGAUUAACAAGGGCAUGUGGAAGAAGUGGAUUAACGAGGAGUUUAGUGUGCGAAUAGUGCAGCCCUCGAUUCUGCGCAAGAUGAGAGGAAGAAAGAUAGAGUGGCCAGCUGGGGGUCAGGCACAGAGCAGUAGACAGAUAGAGUUGCAGUCUGCGAGUGAGGAUCAGGCACAGAAAAGUAGACAAGUAGAGUUGCCGACCAAGAACACUAGUGACGCACAGAGCAGUAGACAGGUAGAGUUGCCGUCCAAGAGCGCGAGUGACGCUCAGAACAGUAGACAGGUAGAGUUGCUGUCGAAGAGCAUGGCUGACGGACUGCAGAUUGCUCACAAGCAGAAGAUGAAGUGGACUGAGAUGCUCGGAUGUUGGGUGUUCAGUGGUCAAAUGGAUGAUCAGGAAAAGGAUGAAAGCCCGAUGGACGACAUUUCCGAGAGGAGUGGCUCCAAGUCGCAGAGCUCCGUCGACUUGGAUGGCGAAAACGAAGAAUCAACCGAAUAGAUUGAUGAAUCUCGGAAGAGUAUUAUCUACCCCGGUGCUCUCGUUGGAUUAGAUUUAAACCAGUAUUUCAUUAGAAGACAGGUCUCCGUUCUUCAGUUGCUCUCGUCGAAUUUGAUUACACCCGUAUUUUAUUAGAAAGCAGGUCUCCGUUCUUCAGUUGCUCUCGUCGAAUCUGAUUUGAACCCGUAUUUUAUUUGACGGUCUCCUCCGUUCUUCAGUUAUUAUCAUGGCUUACCAGGGUUUAUGUAGAGCGUGUUGAUGUUUUUGUCAAUUGAAUGCUUAACCACAUGUGUUUGUUUU
Messenger RNA from Nilaparvata lugens (brown planthopper), 1106 nucleotides. RefSeq lists its product as uncharacterized. The record is from RefSeq and is a predicted model, not a curated record. The transcript is spliced from 2 exons. Bases 324 to 806 code for a protein of 160 amino acids. Lineage: Eukaryota; Metazoa; Arthropoda; Insecta; Hemiptera; Delphacidae.